CUCGUAAUAUUAUGACUUUAUUCUGGAAAUCUCCAAUUUUUUUUCCCUCAAUGUGGCCCUAAUACUCUGUAGUACAUUUUGCACUUUGGCCCUCACUGCAUUAGACUUAUAUACUAUAUACUUUGACUAUAAGCUGUGGUACCUUCAUCAAAUUGCUCAAAUAUUUUGCGGCUCCAGACAGAUUUUUUUAUUUUAUUUUUUUCCCCCUAAAAUGGCUCUUUUGAUAAUAAAGGUUGCUGACCCCUGGCAUAUCUCAAUUUUAAAGGCGAGAAGCAAAAAUACAGAGAAAAAGGAAAUAUAUUUUUCAUCAGUAUGACAUUAAUUAAAAAAUAUUUGAUGACUGGAUGAAAUAUUUAGCUGAAACAGUAUUAAAAGUAUUUUUUUGGGGUUUUUUUUAUAUAAUAAAAAAUGACAGAGAAAUUAAAUCAUGUUGAUGAUAUCAUUAAAGUUGAUGCAAAUUCUAGAACUCCCUCAUUCCAACAAUUAACAAAUUUCAAGCACUCUGAUUCGCUACUGUGAGUGAUUGACAGCGCUCCUCGGCCCUCUCAGCCAAUGAGGGACGUCCGAGGGGGCGGGACCGUCUCUACUGUAAUCAAUCCUCUGAUCAGCCCGUUCAGCGUGUUGUCCGCUCUCCGUCCUCCUGAGUGUGUGUGUGUGUGUUAUCGCUCUGAAGAGGUAACCAGGACGGCGUGUUUUCCUCUCUAAUAAAAUAAAGAAAGUGGGAAGAAAGAGAGGAGGGGACAUGGGGGAAAGAUUUGUGGUAGUGCCGGUUGACAGAGGAGUUGUGGAGCACCACUCGGACGCGGUUGUCUCUGACCCGGCACCGGCAGCACCGGGAACACCGGCACCGGACUCACCGGAGGAGAGAGUGUCUGCUGCGGGGGAGGACUCGGUGUUCGAGCCGCAGGAGGACCCCGACGCUGUGGUUCCGAUCCUGGAGUACAACAGGGAGCCCAACAAGUACGGUGAUGGCCUCCCAAAGGAAAACAGUCCCUUUAUCAACAACACAGACAACGACAAAGGCAACAGCUACGAUGGCACCAACAUGGCCCUCUUUGAGGAGGAGAUGGACAGCAACCCCAUGGUGUCGUCUCUCCUCAACAAACUGGCAAACUACACCAACCUCACCCAGGGGGCCCAGGAGCACGAGGAGGCUGAUGAAGACGGGCCCAAGAAGAAGGCUGUUAAGAGCCCUCAGAUGGGGACCUUCAUGGGUGUCUACCUCCCCUGCCUCCAGAACAUUCUGGGGGUCAUCCUGUUCCUGCGACUCACCUGGAUCGUCGGCGGCGCCGGCAUCUUGGAGUCCCUGGCUAUCGUCGUCUUGUGCUGCUCUUGUACCAUGCUGACAGCCAUAUCUAUGAGUGCAAUCGCUACUAAUGGUGUCGUGCCAGCUGGAGGCUCCUACUAUAUGAUUUCCAGGUCUCUGGGUCCAGAGUUUGGUGGAGCAGUAGGUCUCUGUUUCUACCUCGGCACAACCUUCGCUGGCUCCAUGUACAUCCUUGGUACUAUAGAGAUUCUGCUGACCUACAUCGUGCCUAAAGCAGCCAUCUUUGUGGCAGAGAGGAAGGAGGAUGAAGUGGAUGCCCUGCUCAACAACAUGCGUGUUUAUGGCACGUGCUGCCUCGCGCUGAUGGGCAUAGUCGUCUUCGUAGGGGUGAAAUAUGUCAACAAGCUGGCGCUGGUCUUCCUGGCCUGUGUCAUCCUCUCCAUCCUCGCCAUCUAUGCUGGAGUCAUCAAGACCAUUUUUGAGCCGCCAGACUUUCCUAUUUGCCUGUUGGGGAAUCGCACUCUGCAGAACCAAAACUUUGACCGCUGUCUUAAGACGGAGGUCAUAGACAACGUGACGGUCACUACCCAGCUGUGGAAGCUGUUCUGUAACGGAUCUGAGCUCAACGCCACCUGCAACAAAUAUUUCGUCAACAACAAUGUGACCGAGGUGCAGGGCAUCCCCGGGCUGACCAGCGGAGUCAUCUCAGAAAAUAUGUGGUCAGAUUAUGGCCCUCUGGGUAUGUUGGUGGAAAGCAAGAAGUUGUCAUCUGUUGAGGGAGGCGACCCUGCGCAGGACGUCUACAUGCCCUAUGUAGUCAACGAUAUCACCACCUUCUUCACUCUGAUGGUCGGCAUCUACUUCCCGUCUGUCACUGGUAUCAUGGCUGGUUCAAACCGGUCAGGUGACUUGCGGGAUGCCCAGAAGUCCAUCCCCGUUGGGACCAUCCUGGCUAUCGCUACCACCUCUUUCAUCUACGUCACCUGUGUGGUUCUAUUCGGCGCCUGCAUUGAGGGAGUUCUGCUUCGAGACAAAUUUGGUGACGCAGUGAAAGGGAACCUGGUCAUAGGCACACUAUCGUGGCCCUCGCCAUGGGUCAUUGUGAUUGGCUCGUUCUUCUCCUGCUGCGGGGCGGGGCUGCAAAGUUUGACCGGCGCUCCACGCCUGCUGCAGGCCAUCGCACGAGAUGGCAUCGUGCCUUUCUUGCAGGUGUUUGGUCAUGGGAAAGCCAAUGGAGAACCUACCUGGGCUCUGCUGUUGACCGCUGGGAUCUGUGAGAUCGGUAUCCUCAUCGCCUCCCUGGACGCCGUGGCUCCCAUCCUCUCCAUGUUUUUCCUCAUGUGCUACUUGUUUGUCAACCUGGCCUGUGCGCUUCAGACCCUGCUGCGGACGCCCAACUGGAGACCACGCUUCAAAUACUACCACUGGGCUCUGUCCUUCCUGGGAAUGAGCUUGUGUCUUGCUCUCAUGUUCAUCUGUUCCUGGUACUAUGCGAUUGUGGCCAUGGCCAUCGCUACCUGCAUCUACAAAUACAUUGAAUACAGAGGGGCAGAGAAGGAAUGGGGAGACGGCAUCCGUGGCCUGUCUCUCAAUGCAGCACGCUACGCCCUCAUUCGCCUUGAGGAGGCUCCACCGCACACUAAGAACUGGAGGCCUCAGUUGCUGGUGCUCCUGAAUCUCGACUCCGAUCAAGGAGUCAAACAUUCUCGCCUGCUGUCCCUCACCACCCAGCUGAAGGCAGGGAAAGGCCUCACGAUAGUGGGGAACGUUUUAGUGGGAACCUAUCUCACCAAAGAGGACGAGGCCAAGAAGGCUGAGCAGAACAUCAAGGCUGCCAUGUCAGCAGAGAAAACAAAGGGUUUCUGCCAUGUCGUGGUGUCUUCAAACCUCAGAGACGGCGUCUCCCACCUCAUCCAGUCUGCAGGGCUGGGAGGCAUGAAGCACAACACAGUCCUGAUGGCCUGGCCCGGCACCUGGAGGCAGUCCAACGACCCGCAGUCAUGGAAGAAUUUCAUAGAGACAGUGCGGGAGUCCACAGCGGCCAAUCAGGCCUUGCUUGUGGCUAAGAAUGUGGACAGCUUCCCCACCAACCAGGACCGCUUGGGGGAGGGCACCAUCGACGUGUGGUGGGUGGUCCACGAUGGAGGCCUGCUGAUGCUUCUGCCCUUCCUGCUGCGGCAGCACAAGGUGUGGAGGAAGUGUAAGAUGCGCAUCUUCACCGUGGCCCAGAUGGAUGACAACAGCAUCCAAAUGAAGAAAGAUCUUCAGAUGUUCCUUUACCACCUGCGACUCAAUGCAGAAGUGGAAGUGGUGGAGAUGCAUGAUAACGACAUCUCAGCCUUCACCUAUGAGAAGACGCUGGUGAUGGAGCAGAGGUCUCAGAUGCUCAAACAGAUGCAACUCUCCAGGACUGAGAGGGAGAGAGAGAUUCAGAGUAUCACUGACGAAUCGCGUAGCUCAAUCCGGAGGAAGAACCAGGGCCCCGCCCCGAGCACGAUCCGCAGCCGGCCUUCCUCCAUGGUGGAGGACAAUCAGGAGGACGAGGCCCAGCUCAUCCAUGACAGAAACACGGCGUCUCACGCCGCGAUAAACGACAAGGCCGAAGCUGGGCCCGAUCGGGUCCACAUGACCUGGACCAAGGAAAAGCUCUUCACGGAGCGUAAUCGGAACCGCGAGCUCAACGCCAACGUGGCUGUACGCGACCUGUUUAACAUGAAACCAGAGUGGGAGAGUCUGAACCAGUCAAAUGUCCGUCGGAUGCACACGGCUGUCAAGCUGAACGGGAUGGUGGUCAACAAGUCACAGGGAGCUCACCUGGUUCUGCUCAACAUGCCCGGACCUCCUAGGAACAGAGGAGGAGACGAGAACUACAUGGAGUUCCUGGAGGUUCUUCUCGAGGGUCUGAACCGGGUCCUCCUGGUGCGAGGCGGCGGCCGUGAAGUCAUCACCAUCUACUCUUAAAAAAAAAAAAAACACUCUCACGCCCCACCCUGCACACAUGGGCUGUUCCCAUGGAUACCGGUCACCGGGCAUUUUCGGGGAAGAAGCCUAAUUUGAUUUUUAUGAAGGGGGGCGGGGGUUGUUGGAAGGCGGGACCACAUGUGAUUGACAGACGGUUUUGAAGGACCCCAGGAUGGAAGGAAACAGCGUUGAAUCAGUUGACUGGCUGAGAGAGAGCGCAGCGUGCGUCCACGCCGGGCCACAGCACCCCUGCAUGUGGAAGAUAGAGCAUAGAGACACUUUAUAUUGUUCAUUUAACUCUGAAAAAAAACGUUGUUAUGUUCUGUUACAUUUUCAUAUUCUUUCCCUCUCGUGUCGAUGUUGUUACUGGCGCUCACUGUGUGUAAAGAUAAGCAAAAGAAGUGAAUGUGUGCUGAACCUCGUAGUCUUUUAUGUUGCACUCUGGGAGCUGCAGAGAUGUUUGACCUGAGACACGUUACAGGACUAAAAGGUCAUACUGGAUUUUCAAUAUUAGAUACAGUUUGGUGGUCUGUAUGUUCUGCAUCACCACUUGUGCUAAAUAUUUUCAUUUAAAAUAACCUUUAAGAAAGUGGUUUCAGUCUGUACAGAGAGUUUCUGUUUAGAAACAUGCUGGUUAGGGUUGCAGAACAAGGGUCAUUGGUGCAGUUGAAAGGUCGUCCCUGAAGCAGCAUCUGUAGUCGUAGCGCUCUGUGGUUGUUCGCCUUGUCGAUGAUUUAGUGACGGACCGGCCGGGAGGAUGUUGAACGUGCACCACAUGUUGGAUCACCUUUUGUCAGGUGGAUAUGUGCUACUGAUACUUGAUGAUCCCGCCCUUAAAGAACACUAUUGUUGUAAUAGGGGAAAAUAGCCAUAGCUAAUAUUCUAGGACCCUUUGUAAGCUUUAUAAAAAUGACAUAUUAAAUGUAUACAUAUUUAUGGUGACUGAAGUAGUGCUCAGUUGGGAGUGAGUUGGGGGCUGUUUGACAGUAGCUUAAAGAAAUAAUAGAUUGGCUCUUUUAAUUUGCCCUCAGAAUUAUUGUGGGCAUUUAUUUAAAAUGUAAAAAGCACAAAUCGACAUGCGAAUUAGCGUAAUUCUUCCCAUACGGACGUAGUUACAGCACUGUUGACUUUGCACUACUCCAACUUUCAGCACUUAAUUCAUCGUGUACUCUCACCUGGUUCUACCGCCUACAGUGACACUUCCUACUGGUCAACAACACACACCGCUAUACAUUCUUCUCACACAAAGUGGAGCGACAUACUGAUGAAUGAGCUCAUUGGAAAAAAAAAGAUGCAGACAGCAAGUGAUUCCAUACUAUUUCAUGUUUCAAUGUUGUUUUUAUAUUAUUUUACCAAACAAAACUCUUCAGGCUUUUGAGUCGCAGACUGAGUAGAUUCAUAGUAAUGAGCAUGUGUAGGAGAAAAAGUGCCAAAAUGACUACAAAAGAAACUGUGGACGUAUUACUGAUGCAUCUUAGAGAGCAUGGCCACGCAGUAGCUGCCGCUUUUUACAUUGACAAUCUUUAAAAAAAAUAUUUUUUUAUGAUAGAGCUCAUCCAGAAUUCUUUUAAAAUUCUGCAAAUUAAUAAUGAAACAAAUGCAACUAAUAGUGCAAUUUCCAGGGCCGUCUAACAUGGUCUAAAUGCUGCAAAAAAAUGGGUGAGAGGGAAGAAGGAAACCAACAUCAACCCUUUUCUCACGCGUACCUCCACAGUUUCUUUUCCAAAAUUAGCUGUGCAGUAUUUUGUAAAGCAGAAAGUAGUGUUCUCCUGCACCGAUCUGCAGGGAAAUGAGAACUUACUGAUUGUCAGUUAAUGCAACAUCUGUGUUUUGUUGUGUUUUGUUCAGUCGUUGAUGUACGCCUGUGUAACUCUAUCAUUAUGGUCUCUGUAGUGUUUGUUACAUUAUAAUUGAUCUUCUGUUACUUUAAGUGUUAAUUUUUCAGUGUGAUUUUUAUGGGAGGAGGCAGAGAGGAGGCGGCACGUGUGAAGACGGCAGCAGAUGUUUUUGUGUUUUGUUCCAACCCGUCAGAAACGCAUCAUGCACAACACACAGGACUGAACACCCCCCUCAGGAUACAGUGGCACCCUGGACUGAAAGUAUUAAGAAAGUGAAGCAACCAGGGUACAAAUGAUUGGUUUAACUGUCACUGUAUGAAGUUCAUUUCAGUUUCCUUUGUUCAGUUUUUAUAUUUUAGCCACCAAAGAUAAAAACAUAGUUCUGUAUAAAUAAACUUGAAAUUGUCUAGUUUUAAGAAGUUGUUAAGAUAAAUUAUUAAAGAAGUUUCUUUUGUUUUUAAUUUGGUUACUGAGCUGAAUAGCAGUAGCUAUGCAUAAAAAAAAUACAUGAAACCCAAAACAAAAGAUGCUAAAUUGUAAAAAAAAAAUAGGAUUUUCAGCAGUGUGUGUUUAAUGUUUGAGGUGACUGGAGAAUGUUAUCUACCUCAAGGUGUCACUGAGGCCCGGCUGAAGAAAUAAUAAAAAAAACAUGUUCAAUCACAUCUCUCUUUCAGAACUGAUGUUAUAUAUGGAUUCAUGAAAGGAAAAUAAAAAAAAGCCUCCGCGAUGUGAGAGGACCA
Molecule: messenger RNA, 6806 nt
Organism: Sebastes umbrosus (honeycomb rockfish)
Lineage: Eukaryota; Metazoa; Chordata; Actinopteri; Perciformes; Sebastidae
Gene: slc12a7b
Product: solute carrier family 12 member 7b
Exons: 26
Coding region: 743-4228 (1161 amino acids)
Biological process (GO): cell volume homeostasis; potassium ion homeostasis; chemical synaptic transmission
Cellular component (GO): membrane
Molecular function (GO): potassium:chloride symporter activity
Source: RefSeq, a predicted model, not a curated record